Messenger RNA from Metarhizium album ARSEF 1941, 2733 nucleotides. Its product is annotated as nuclear pore complex protein Nup107. Bases 1 to 2733 code for a protein of 910 amino acids. Gene Ontology annotation, biological process: mRNA export from nucleus; post-transcriptional tethering of RNA polymerase II gene DNA at nuclear periphery; regulation of DNA-templated transcription. The transcript is spliced from 4 exons. Gene Ontology annotation, cellular component: nuclear pore; nuclear pore outer ring. Gene Ontology annotation, molecular function: structural constituent of nuclear pore. The record is from RefSeq and is a predicted model, not a curated record. Lineage: Eukaryota; Fungi; Ascomycota; Sordariomycetes; Hypocreales; Clavicipitaceae.
AUGGACGCUGGGAAGAAACAACAGCAAAUGACCGCGGUAAAACCUGGGCCCGAGAUCGAAGAUUUCGCCAACGCUCUGGAUGCUUGCUUAGCACCUGGCCUCAGUGUGUCGGAGAAAAAGGCUCGCGUUCUGGACCUUCCACGCAAGUAUCACGAGAAUGCGAUUCGCCGGUUGGCGCACAAGCGACCCAUGCCUCGGCGAGGUUGCAGUGAGGACAUGGACUUGGACGUGGAUGAGCGGUUCGGAAACGGGAGCAAAACAGAGACAUCAGAAGAUGUAACCCAGCUGGAAAAGGAGGUGCAAACGUGGCAUCUUUUUCGACGGCUUCUUCCUCCGCGAUACUCUGAUUCGACUGAUGAGUCGACGCGCCUUUCUCCGUUUCCCGCCUCGAAACCGGCCCAACGAGACUCCUUGGGCGAAUACCUCGCAACUGACGGCCUUGCCUUGGAGCGCCGUGCUGUUCUUCAGUGGCUGCAAACCAAUUCUGCCUCUGAGCCAGACAUCGACGACGUGGCCCGGAAACUUCAGCAGGAUGCGGACAGGGGAGAUAUAAUUGCGCACGGCUGGCUUCACACACGAUCAAAGAUAAAGCUGAGGAAGAGCAUGACAGCAUGGCCUCAUUUAUUGGAUCGUCAGUCGCCCAACGUGACAGCAUCCCACCUUAACGCUGACGGCGCACCGCUCGUUACACAUCUCGAUCCCGAUGCAUCCACUCGACAGCGCCGCAAAUUAGAACCUCAAGACGAGUUCUUCGAGCGGGCUAUAUGGCUCGGAUGCUUGAAGCAUUUGCGACGAGGUAGCAGUCUGGAAGAUAUUCGCGAAUGGUGCCAGGAGCGGACAGAGUUGUGGAGAGCCGUCUCAAUGUCUGCCAUGCCCCUGUCUGUUGACGACAACCAAGGUCCUGCGUCCAAUAUCGACCCAUCGGCCUUGGUUCUAUGGCGUAGGAUGUGUCUUGCGUUGGCUAGACAAGGGGGCUCCUCUGAUGACGAGCGCGCCGUGUAUGGAAUGCUCUCAGGAGACAUCUUGAGUGUGGAAAAGGUAGCAAAGACGUGGGACGAUUACCUAUUCGCCAACUACAACGCCCUCCUUCGAUCACAAAUCGACACAUAUAUGUUGUCCCAGUGCCCCUCCGACGUAGCGUCAAACCUGACGCAGUCGUUCUCAACAUUUGAUGCAGUACAAUUUCACGGCGACCAGGAGGGCAUCGAGAAACGACUCAUCAACUCCAUCGCAUCAAGACCGAAUAUGGCGGCCCAAGCUAUGGAGCCCAACAAGGCCCUUCAGGCUUCGUUCAUUGCAAAGGAACUAGAACGUCAUCUCUUUGAGCAAGGCCUGGUGCUGACCAAACAGGCAAAUGAGUCGAAAGUCUCUCGUCUUGUCCGCCCCGGGCUUGACGCCGAUUACGACGUCGUAGAGACGAAGUAUUUCGAUUUUUCACAGCACAGUGGGCUACGAAUUGUCGCUCACGUAUUCGUCCUCAUUGCCUUGCUGAAGCGAUUUGAGGGCCACCGUCACAGUUGGAUGGAGCCUGGGUUCCCUCCAGACAAACGAUUCACUCAAGAGAAUAUACUGGCCAGCUACACAGACUAUUUGCGACGGUGCAAGCUCCAGGAGCUGAUUCCGCUGUACUGCUCUGUUUUGGACAGCCCUCGGUCCUACGAAGUUCUUGCUUGGAAUGUCAUUGAAGAAGCCGACCCGAAUAACCGGAUCACGCAACUGAAACUAAUCAAGCGCGCUGGAAUAGAUGUACUGGAGUUCGUGGAGAGACAGGCGACGCUAUUGUUUGACGAGCUGGAUCAUGACGCAACCUCAUUUGGUGCCGAAGAAUGGUUCAAAAUCUUGGACAAUGGCCCGGCAACUGCUCGGCAUGGUAGGCCUAUCAAACCCGAUUUCUUCGGAGACGAGGAGGACAAGGUCGACAUCAAGGAUGUUCAUGUCAUACGAGCGUUGGAGUGGCUCCUGACGGUCAGCGAAACCUGGCCCAAGGUGUUCUCCAUCGGUACAAGAGUGUACAAAUUUUUCCUCAGGAAUUCCCGGUUGAACGCGGCGCGGAGACUGAUGCAGAACGUUUCUUUUAGCGAAGUCAUGCGAGGCACGAUGGACCAUGAUGACGGGUACGUCAUGCAUGAGGAUGCAGACUUUUGGGCUCGACAGCUGCAGCUGAGUGGUAUAGAAGGCGCACGACCAGAGCAAGUGAUGACCGAUGCGCGGAACUACCGUGAACUUGAGGCUCUUGUUAAGGCGCUCGACAACCUCGAGACCAUGGCAUCGCUUGCAGUGAUAUCCAGAGACGCCGAUACGUCCAACCGGGAAUUCUGGAAAGGCGUGGGUGCCACGAUUGACGCGACCAAGGACAAUAUGCAGCCCUUGCUGCAGAACUGGCUGCUGUCUGGCAUUGAAGCCGGCGAUGAAGAGCUUAAAAAGCUCCGACAGGCAUACUUGCCAGAGACGAUCCUGGCCUACGUCAGCGCAUUACACUUUGCGGGAACCGGCCUGACGCGCGAUCACCUCCUCGACUGCAUGGAGCUGUCUUCCGUCAUUGCAGAGAGGAACUCCGACCUGGCGGAUGUGUUUGUAAGCACGGGGCGCGUGCGGGAACUCGUGGAGGCGUUUACGUGGUGUAGCAAGGCGCUCGCGAUUGCGACGGGAGACAGCAAGAGGUCUGUGGGCUCGGCUAGCAAGAAGCUACGAUAUAUGGGGUGGUCAAGAGACCUGUGGUCUAUUAGAAACUGA